AGGAUGUCACUGAUUGGUGAUCAAGGUAAUUUGGAGGGGAAACAUCUAUACCAAUUUACCGGCUGUAUGUCUGCUGCAGAACUGCGUCAGAGGCAAGAGAUGAUGAUAAGAAAUCAAAUAAUGCCUGUCAACCCUCAGGUAGUGGUGCCAGCUCAGCAGAGAAUGCCGCUGAUGCCAACACAGUUUGAGCCACGGUUGUUGGACAGGGGGGAACUGCUACCAUCAUCAGAUUUAAUCAUUCCCAGCGACACAAGACAACUACAUAUGGGGUCCCAGUUUGGUUCAUCAAUUCCCAGCCAUUCAAGCAUCAUGUCCAAUAGAAAUUUCUCAAGCCCAGGAUAUAGCAGCUUUUUCCACACAGAGCCACUGGAUUUCAUGGCCAGGAGACAGGAACUGCUGCAGAAGCAAAAUAUGACAAGGAUGGAUGUGGAAAUGAAUGCUAUGUAUCACCAAAGAGAGGUAGACAAGGCACAUAGGAAAGGCUUUAUGGAUAUGGACUCACCAUUCCUCUACCAUGGAAUGCCACCUAACCCAGUGGCUUUUAGAGGCAGACAGAUGUGUCUAGAAGGCCAGUUGCCAUCUGAUCUCUUUGUUCAUCGUAACACGUUAGAGAUACUUCAUGGCAGUGCUCUUUUGAAGGCUGGCAGUCCCUAUGCUCCCAUAAGUAAUCUGCAAAGAGAACGAGCUCGAAGACCAGGCAGAAGAGCUGGCAAUCAAAAGGUUUCAGAGACUUCCAUAGGCGUAUCCAAAGUCCAGCUAGAAAAUAAACCACAUUCCUCCCCAAAUACUGCCGACGAGGACAAGGAGGAGAAAAAAGAAGAGGACUCUGAGACUUUCAACAAAUGUGAUCAAGGAAAAGUACACACAGGCCCUGCGAUGGAUAAGAGUGCUAUAGAAAUCCCAGAUAGUCUGGAGAAGACAAGUAAUUCCACUCCUAUAGAGGCAAGCAGAGGAAGAAAUGGUGCUGACAAGGACCUUACCAAUCCUGGAACAGCGUUUGAGGACAGAUUAAUUUACCAGUCCCCUGUUCCCAUCUCAGCAAGUCCAUAUGGUUUUCAAGUAACCAUGAACCCAUCCCUCCUUCCAGGAGCCCACAGCCUCUUCCUGAACAGAGAAGAUAUUCCAACUAUUCAAGAUAUUUGUAAAUGGACUUCUCAGGAUGUCUAUAACUUUAUCUGUAGCUUACCUGGCUGCUCUGCCUAUGCCCAGGUUUUCAAAGAUCACGACAUUGAUGGAGUAACUUUACCACUUCUCACUGAGGACCAUCUCUUGGAUACAAUGGGGCUGAAGCUUGGACCUGCUCUAAAAAUUCGCUCCCAGAUCUGCUGUCGCCUGGGAAACAUAUUUCACAUGACAAGCUUAUCUUUACCUGGCCCAGUGUCAUCGUCUGCUCCAGUGCCAUCAGAUCAGCCAGCUGACGUGAUAUCACCUAUUGCACGCAAUAACAGCAGCAACACAGUGCCAAGUCCAUGUGCUCCUGAUCCUGAGUCUUUGAAAGCUGCAGAUGUAUCAGCGACUGAAAAUAAAGACAGUCCAUGUGAUGUGUCUUUAGCACAAAUUGAUUUUCAAUGA
This is a messenger RNA of Nanorana parkeri, 1572 nucleotides long. RefSeq names its product sterile alpha motif domain containing 7 (gene SAMD7). The record is from RefSeq and is a predicted model, not a curated record. The transcript is spliced from 8 exons. The coding region runs from base 4 to 1572 and encodes 522 amino acids. Lineage: Eukaryota; Metazoa; Chordata; Amphibia; Anura; Dicroglossidae. Gene Ontology annotation, molecular function: protein binding.